Molecule: messenger RNA, 312 nt
Organism: Triticum turgidum subsp. durum (durum wheat)
Lineage: Eukaryota; Viridiplantae; Streptophyta; Magnoliopsida; Poales; Poaceae
Source: the annotation of a GenBank genome assembly
AUGGCGGAGGAGAAGGGGACGCUGCAGGCGAUGAGGGGGUGGGUCGUGGACCACAAGCUGCGGGCCGUAGGGACGCUGUGGCUCACGGGGAUCGCGGGAUCCAUCGCCUACAACUGGUCCAGGCCCGGGAUGAAGACCAGCGUCAAGCUCAUCCACGCCAGGCUUCACGCUCAGGCCCUCACUCUGGCUGCCUUGGGUUGUUCUGCGCUUGUGGAGUACUAUGAUCACCAGUCAGGUUCAGGAUCAAAGGUUCACGACUAUGCAAAGCAGUUCCUUCCAUCGGACAGAAACGCCAAAAAGGACUCCGUGUAG